Messenger RNA from Saccostrea echinata, 1440 nucleotides. RefSeq lists its product as uncharacterized. The transcript is spliced from 5 exons. The record is from RefSeq and is a predicted model, not a curated record. The coding region runs from base 741 to 1427 and encodes 228 amino acids. Lineage: Eukaryota; Metazoa; Mollusca; Bivalvia; Ostreida; Ostreidae.
AGAGAUUUUUCCAUUGUGCCAGAUAUGUCGUCUUCUUUUGUGGAAAAAUUUAUCAGAAGCCGCGACGUAGUAGCUCCGGGAAAGAACACAUGUCAAAGGGAUUUAAGUACUACAGGGAAGAAUAUGUGCAUUCUGUUGCUGUUUUUUCCGAUGAAGCUGGUUGUCUGAUAAGGGCAAAGUGCUACAGGUCUCAAAGGAAAAAUGAGAGCCCACAUGAAAUGAAGGUUUUGAUGAACAGUGACAAAAUUGAGCAUUCAUUCUGCACAUGCACUAUUGGACAAAGUGGCAAUUGUGGACAUGUUAGUACUCUCUUGUAUCAGAUUGCUCAUUAUAAAAGGUGAAUUUUACACUCAUUCCUAUGGAUAUAGCAAAAACCUCAUUGCCACAGACUUGGCAUGUGCCCAGGGGAGAAAAACUAUGAGGGGAGAAAGCAGACAACUUGACUAUCCAGGGCUAUGACAAAGAAAACCCUCUUCGCCGCACAAAAGGGAUAAAGUCAACUUUGUAUAAUCCUGUCUCACAAAAUGAAUCAAUUGACAUUAAUACUCUACUUGACAAAAUGGCAGACAAAAACAUUUUGUUCAAUACAGUUGUUGGUCAAAGCUCUGAUGCUGUAGAUACUAAAUUUGGAAAAUUUCAAAAGGGAAGCCCAAUUAGUGAUCAACAAAAAUUGUCUGGUGGCUACAUUAUAAACUUAGUGGAUAAUAAUAUGUUUCCUAUCUUGCCAGCAAAAAAAUGUUAUGGUGAACACUGUGAACAUAGUUUCGAAAGAACAGCAGAUGAAAAACUUUACUUCACUGAAAGUUUCAGAGGUACAAAGCCAAGAAAUUGAACAGUGUACACGUUUCCAGUCCCAAUAUCCUAAGUGGCAUAAAAUAAGGAGAGACAGGAUCACAGCAUCCAAGGCUGGGGAAAUAGCCAAGCGAAGAGCAGAUGGUGAAAAACUUGCUGACCGGUUGAAAUCAACACGUCAUGUGCAGACUGCAGCUAUGAAACGGGGUAUUGAAUGUGAAGAUGUAGCAGCUCAAGCAUACAGCGAGAAAAUGGACAAUGAGGUGAACAUUUUUCCUUGUGGUGUGAUUGUUAAUCCAUACUGUCAUUGGCUUGCUGCAACACCAGAUAGAAAACUGUACAUGCCAAGUAGAAAUCCAUCCUAUGGACUGCUUGAAAUCAAAUGUCCAAAUACUGACAAUUUAUCAAAAGUGAAAUGUCUUUCCGAUACUAAUGGACAGUUAAAACUGAAGAAAAAUGACAAUUAUUAUUAUCAAAUUCAAACGCAGAUGGCAGUGACAGGUUUGUCUUGGUGUGACUUUUUUGUAUGGCUGGAAAAUGAUGCACAUUUGGAAACCAUUUAUUUUUAUGAAGAUUUUUGGCAACGUACAAAAGAUAAAUUAGAUUCAUUUUUCUUUGAUUAUUAUUUGAAUUAAAGAAAAUAGCUGA